CGUCUGCCGUUUGUUAGGUAUGCCUGAGCCAGCCAAGUCCGCUCCUGCCCCUAAAAAGGGCUCUAAGAAGGCCGUGACCAAGGCGCAGAAGAAGGACGGCAAGAAGCGCAAGCGCAGCCGCAAGGAGAGCUACUCCGUGUACGUGUACAAGGUGCUGAAGCAGGUCCACCCGGACACCGGCAUCUCGUCCAAGGCCAUGGGCAUCAUGAACUCGUUUGUGAACGACAUCUUCGAGCGCAUCGCGGGCGAGGCAUCGCGUCUGGCGCAUUACAACAAGCGCUCGACCAUCACAUCCAGGGAGAUCCAGACGGCCGUGCGCCUGCUGCUGCCCGGGGAGCUGGCCAAACACGCGGUGUCUGAGGGCACCAAGGCCGUCACCAAGUACACCAGCUCCAAGUAAUCCAGACAAAGGGGCGUUUAUGCAUAUUUGAUUCCAAAGGCUCUUUUAAGAGCCACCCAC
Molecule: messenger RNA, 460 nt
Organism: Dama dama (fallow deer)
Lineage: Eukaryota; Metazoa; Chordata; Mammalia; Artiodactyla; Cervidae
Product: histone H2B type 1-C/E/F/G/I
Exons: 1
Coding region: 20-400 (126 amino acids)
Cellular component (GO): nucleosome
Molecular function (GO): structural constituent of chromatin; protein heterodimerization activity; DNA binding
Source: RefSeq, a predicted model, not a curated record